AUGUCACCUACUCGUGCGGCUGGGUUAGUAAUAUUCCGGUACACAAAUAAAGCAAUACAGUUUCUUCUUUUGCAGACCUCAUAUGGUGAACAUCAUUGGACUCCACCAAAGGGUCACGUAGAUCCCGGUGAGAGUGAUUGGAUAACCGCUUUACGAGAAACUAAAGAGGAGUCAGGACUUUCAGAAAAUGAAUUGGAAGUAUAUAGAAACAUAAGCUACACACUUAAUUAUGAAGUAAAUAAAAAGCCUAAGUGUGUUACAUAUUGGCUUGCCAAAUUAAAAAAUCCUGAUCAAACUGUUACAUUGUCUGAUGAGCAUCAAGACUACAAAUGGCUGCCCUUACAAGAAGCUCAAGAAUUAUCUGGUUAUGAUGACAUGAAAAAAUUGCUUGAAGAAUUUCAUACAGAAGUGUUAAAGUUGUUG
This is a messenger RNA of Iphiclides podalirius (scarce swallowtail), 423 nucleotides long. Lineage: Eukaryota; Metazoa; Arthropoda; Insecta; Lepidoptera; Papilionidae. The record is from the annotation of a GenBank genome assembly.